UUGUUGUGUAAGCAUCAAUUGAGGGGAUAUGAUUUGUUGUGGUCUACAACUUGCAAUGUGAAGUUUCAUCACAUCCCUUCUAGUUUGAUUUUGAAGCGAUGGACAAGGACAGCAAAAACUGGUGGGAAUUUUGGAUUUGCAGUUUCGUCUACUGAGGCUCCGUCAAAGUAUCGGUCUCGCCUGUUUAAUAUUUCAGCUGUUUCUGCUUCGCUUAUCAAUAGGGUUUGUUUGAAUGAUGAUUUGUAUAAAACAACCAUGGAUUUCAUGAGUGAUUUGAUCAAGAAGUGUGAAGCUUUACCAACUGUUGAAACAGCUGGUACGGGUGGAUCGACCAACUGUGAGAGUGAUGUUCCAGUUCGAAAUGUGAAGGGGUUUAAGCCUAAGAAGGAUUCAUUUAAGCCUUCGAAACGACCUAUUACAGAAGCUGAGAUUGGAAGGGCGGCUAGUAGGAAGAAGAAAAAGACUAGCAGAUUGGAAGAGGAGAAAUUGAAGGCUGUGGAAGAAAGUUUGAAGUUGAAGUUGUGAUAGUUGUUUGAAGGCUGUGGAGUUUUAUUAGCUGUUGAAGGAUGUUGAUUUUUAUGUGUUUCUUGC
This is a messenger RNA of Linum tenue, 591 nucleotides long. The record is from the annotation of a GenBank genome assembly. Lineage: Eukaryota; Viridiplantae; Streptophyta; Magnoliopsida; Malpighiales; Linaceae.